AUGGAGUAUUCAGUAGAGAGUAUUCCAUUGGUUCUCACUGUGUGUUCCAGUUUUCUUGCAUUCAUAAUAUUUUUCCUGAUAGAAAAGACAUUACAACUACGGGGACAAAAGAAUCUUCCUCCUGGAAAUCUGGGCCUCCCUCUGAUAGGCCAGACCAUUGAAUUCCUUAGAGCCCACAAAUCCAACACAGGCAAGGACUGGAUAAAAGAAAAGGUCAAAAAAUAUGGCCCCGUCUUCAAAACUUCCUUAAUGGGUUGCCCCACUGUCGUGCUCACCGGCCAAGAGGGUAAUCGUUUUGUGUUUGAAAGUGACGAAAGUACCAUUACUAACAAGCAGCGAAUAUCUGUUUCCAGGAUUAUUCGAAAGAAAAACAUUCUAGAACUCACUGGAGAAGAUCACAAGCGGAUGAGAGGUGCAAUCAUGCAGUUCCUCAAAUCCGAAGCGUUGCAAAAACUUAUUGCUUGUGACCCCAAAGAGAGACAAAUACUGGGCACUGAUUUCAGUGAAGCUAUUAAGGGCGUGUGGUCUUUUCCCUUGGAUUUACCUGGAACAACCUUUCGUUCUGGCUUGAAUGCUCGCUCUAGAAUAUGUAAACGUUUGUCAUCUUUAUUACAAGUGAGGAGGGAGGAAUUGCAAAAAGGAAAGUCUUCCCCUGAUAAGGAUUUAAUGUCAACCAUGCUGACCAUGACGGAAGAAAAUGUCAAGAUUUAA
Messenger RNA from Cryptomeria japonica (Japanese cedar), 711 nucleotides. Its product is annotated as taxane 10-beta-hydroxylase-like. Gene Ontology annotation, biological process: sterol metabolic process. Gene Ontology annotation, molecular function: monooxygenase activity; oxidoreductase activity, acting on paired donors, with incorporation or reduction of molecular oxygen; iron ion binding. Lineage: Eukaryota; Viridiplantae; Streptophyta; Pinopsida; Cupressales; Cupressaceae. Bases 1 to 711 code for a protein of 236 amino acids. The transcript has 2 exons. The record is from RefSeq and is a predicted model, not a curated record.